This is a messenger RNA of Pundamilia nyererei, 1800 nucleotides long. RefSeq names its product phenylalanine hydroxylase (gene pah). Gene Ontology annotation, biological process: L-phenylalanine catabolic process; L-tyrosine biosynthetic process. The coding region runs from base 60 to 1445 and encodes 461 amino acids. The record is from RefSeq and is a predicted model, not a curated record. Lineage: Eukaryota; Metazoa; Chordata; Actinopteri; Cichliformes; Cichlidae. The transcript is spliced from 13 exons. Gene Ontology annotation, molecular function: iron ion binding; phenylalanine 4-monooxygenase activity.
UCUCAGCCCAGCAUCAGCAUACACACAACUACACACUUCCUACCUGGAGGACGGAGAGGAUGGACGCUGCAUACAAGAGGGUUAAUGGAAACUACAGCCCAGAAGCAGAAACAGGGGACCAAGUCCCAGGGCAGAAGAGAAGGGGCUCCAUGUACCUGGAGGAGGAGACCAACAAUAAGUCAGAGGUGAUCUCCUGCAUCUUCUCCUUAAAAGAAGAGGUCGGAGCUUUAGCCAAAGCCCUGAGGCUGUUUGAGGAGAAAGGCAUUAACCUGACACACAUCGAGUCCCGUCCAUCGCGCAUGAACAAUGAGCAGUAUGAGUUCUUCAUCAGCGUAGACUCCUCCUGCUCUCAGGCCCUGGAUGAGGUCAUUGACUGCCUGCGCACACAAAUCAGCGGCCAUGUGCACGAGCUAACACGCAGCAAAGAGAAGGACACAGUGCCAUGGUUCCCCAAUGAUAUCCAGGACUUGGACCGUUUUGCCAACCAGAUCCUGAGUUAUGGUUCCGAGCUGGACGCCGAUCACCCGGGCUUCACAGAUCCAGUAUACAGAGCUCGCAGGAAGGAGUUCGCAGACAUCGCCUACAACUACAGACAUGGACAGUCCAUUCCCAGGGUGGAGUACACAGAGGAGGAGAAGGCCACCUGGGGCACGGUGUUCAGGGAGCUGAAGACUCUGUACCCGACUCACGCCUGCCGUGAACACAACCGCGUCUUCCCCCUGCUGGAGAAAUACUGCGGCUACAGGCCAGACAACAUCCCACAGCUCGAGGACGUCUCCCGCUUCCUGCAGUCAUGCACAGGUUUCCGGCUUCGCCCCGUAGCCGGCCUGCUCUCGUCCCGUGACUUCCUGGCUGGACUCGCGUUCCGCGUCUUCCAUUCCACGCAGUACAUUCGCCACGGCUCCAAGCCCACGUACACACCUGAGCCGGAUAUCUGCCACGAGCUCCUGGGACACGUUCCUCUGUUUGCUGAUCCAAGCUUUGCGCAGUUCUCACAGGAAAUUGGCCUUGCAUCUCUCGGAGCGCCGGAUGAGUACAUUGAGAAACUUGCUACCGUGUACUGGUUCACCGUGGAGUUUGGCCUCUGUAAGCAGGGCUCUGAGAUCAAAGCUUACGGAGCCGGCUUGCUGUCUUCAUUUGGAGAGCUGGGGUACUCUCUAACAGAAAAGCCCAAACUUCUGCCUUUCGACCCCGAGAAGACGAGUGUCCAGAAGUACCCUAUCACAGAGUACCAGCCGGUUUACUUUGUGGCAGAGAGCUUUGAAGAUGCCAAAGAGAAAGUCAGGAAAUUUGCAGGCACGAUCCCCAAGCCUUUCUCAGUGCGCUACAACCCCUACACCCAGAGCAUCGAAGUGCUGGACAACACCCAGCAGCUCAGGAACCUGGCGGACAGCAUCAACAGUGAGAUGGGGAAAUUGUGCGAAGCCCUGCGGAAGCUGGAGUAACAGGACAGGAGAUCAGACUUGGAGAACCCUCCUAACAAUUUCUUCUUGGCUUCUUUAAACGUCAUGCUUAGAGAUUCAACUUCUUUGUAUUAAAACACAUACGCAAGUCAGAUAGUGACCAUAUUCUUAGAAUUCAGGUAAUAGGAAACAUGGGCCCGUUACUUAUGGAGAAUAGUAAGUUUAUAACCUCAUUAAUGUUACGUGAAUAAUAGCUUUUCAAAAUAAGAGCAUUGUAUAAUAAACAUUUCUUUGUUAGCUAACUGCAAUAAUCAGGUUAUUAUGCUUUUCAAAAUGACAGGAGGCUUUCUGUUAUUAUAUUUCAUUUAAUCUGGAUUAAUUAAAUGUUUUGUAUAUG